CGCCAUCUCAGCAUAUUUCUCUGUAACUCAACUUAGAAAGCAGCUAGAAGAUGUCUGGACGCGGAAAAGGAGCGGGAAAGGUUCGAGCCAAGGCGAAGAGCCGCUCCUCUCGGGCCGGGCUUCAGUUCCCCGUCGGCCGUGUCCACAGACACUUGAGGAAGGGUAACUACGCCCAGCGUGUCGGUGCCGGAGCUCCGGUGUACCUGGCGGCGGUGCUGGAGUAUCUGACCGCUGAGAUCCUGGAGCUGGCCGGGAACGCUGCCCGCGACAACAAGAAGACCCGUAUCAUCCCCCGUCACCUGCAGCUGGCCGUCCGCAACGACGAGGAGCUCAACAAGCUGCUGGGCGGAGUGACCAUCGCUCAGGGCGGCGUGCUGCCCAACAUCCAGGCGGUCCUGCUGCCCAAGAAGGCCGAGAAGGCCAACAAGAAGUAGACUCCCGGAACAACAACAACAACAACAACGGCUCUUUUAAGAGCCAC
Sebastes umbrosus (honeycomb rockfish) is the source of this 481-nucleotide messenger RNA. RefSeq names its product late histone H2A.L3. Gene Ontology annotation, molecular function: structural constituent of chromatin; DNA binding; protein heterodimerization activity. The transcript has a single exon. Gene Ontology annotation, cellular component: nucleosome. Bases 51 to 434 code for a protein of 127 amino acids. NCBI's taxonomy places the organism in Eukaryota, Metazoa, Chordata, Actinopteri, Perciformes, Sebastidae. The record is from RefSeq and is a predicted model, not a curated record.